GAAGAGAAAACCAGCUGAAACUCUCCCGUCUUCUCCUUAUCAUCUUCUCUAUCUCUGAAAUCAGCAAAACCCAGUUUUAUAUUUCUUAUUUCAAUCCAACCCAAAAGAGAAAAAAAGGAAAAGAGAGAAGAGAGAAGAUAAAAGCACACCUUAGAAUCCCGAGCUGUGAAUUUCUGUUUUAUAUUGAUUUUUUAUUUUUAUUUUUAUUUGGGUUCUUUGAGAAAUGCGUCGAUUUCAGGAAAGCUUCGGUGCAUUCAUCAACAGCCGAUGGCUGGUAUUCGUCGCAGCAAUGUGGGUGGAAUCAUGCGCUGGCGUGGGCUACCUCUUCAGUAGCAUAUCGCCGGUAAUCAAGAGCAAUCUCAAUUACAAUCAGCGGCAGAUUGCGAGUUUAGGUGUCGCCAAGGACCUCGGCGACAGCAUUGGAUUCCUCGCCGGGACCUUCUGCGAGGUCCUGCCACUCUGGGGAGCUCUGCUCAUCGGGGCGGUGCAGAAUUUCGUCGGCUACGGAUUGGUUUGGCUGACUGUGACGGGUCGCACGCCGGCGCUGCCGUUGUGGGCGAUGUGCAUUCUUAUAUUCGUCGGAACGAAUGGAGAGACCUACUUCAAUACUGCUGCACUGGUCUCGUGUGUCCAGAACUUCCCCAAGAGCCGGGGCCCGAUAGUGGGGAUACUGAAGGGGUUUGCUGGUCUGAGUGGGGCGAUCUUGACUCAGAUAUACGCAAUCAUAAAUGCCCCCGAUCACUCGGCCCUCAUAUUCAUGGUCGCCGUCGGGCCAACGAUGGUAGUCAUUGCUCUGAUGUUUAUCAUCAGACCCGUUGGAGGACACAAACAAGUGCGGUCGUCCGAUGGAUCGAGCUUCACGUUUGUCUACAGCAUAUGCCUGCUUCUAGCAGCUUAUUUGAUGGGCGUCAUGCUUCUUGAAGAUCUAGUUGAUUUAAGCUAUACGGUGAUUGUGAUUUUCACGGUCCUGUUGUUCCUGCUUUUACUGAUUCCGGUCAUAAUUCCCCUCCUUUCGAGCUUCUAUUUGGACCCGUCUCCUUCCGAAGAGAGUCUUCUUUCAGAUCCUCAGAAGCCAGAACUGGGAAAAUCAGUUCAAAGCACAGAUGUAAAUGAGGUUGUUCUAAGCGAGGUGGAAGACGAGAAGCCAAAGGAAGUAGACUUUCUGCCUGCGUCGGAGAGGCAGAAGCGAAUCGCGCAGCUGCAGGCGAAGCUAUUUCAAGCGGCUGCUGAAGGGGCGGUGAGGGUCAAGAGGAGGAAGGGUCCACGUCGAGGAGAGGACUUCACGUUGACACAGGCACUGAUAAAGGCGGAUUUCUGGCUCAUGUUCUUCUCCUUUCUAUUGGCAUCCGGAUCUGGUUUGAUGGUCAUUGAUAAUCUGGGCCAGAUGAGCCAGUCGAUGGGGUACGAUAACACCCACAUUUUCGUCUCCAUGAUCAGCAUUUGGAAUUUCCUCGGGCGUAUUGGCGGUGGCUAUUUCUCCGAGAUCAUUGCGAGGGAUUACGCAUAUCCAAGGCCGGUGCUUAUGGCUGUAGCUCAGGUUGUGAUGGUUGUCGGGCACUUCUUCUUCGCUAUGGCAUGGCCAGGGACAAUGCACGUCGGUACCUUGCUGAUUGGACUCGGAUACGGGGUCCACUGGGCGGUUGUCCCUGCUGCUGCCUCCGAGCUGUUUGGCUUGAGAAACUUUGGAGCCCUGUACAAUUUCCUCACGAUAGCCAACCCUGCGGGAUCGCUAGUUUUCUCCGGCCUGAUUGCCAGCAGCAUAUACGAUCAUGAAGCAGAAAAACAAGCUCACAUGCACAAGCAUGGGCGAUAUUCCUCGUCGAUGCUCGGGAGGAUGCUGCUCGAUAGACUGCUAGAUGCUGAUGAUCCACCACAGUGCGAGGGGGCUGUAUGCUAUUUCCUUACCUCUUUAAUAAUGUCGGGACUCUGCAUUGUUGCAGUCUUCUUGAGCUUGAUUCUCGUGCAUCGGACAAAGAUUGUCUAUGCCCACCUUUAUGGAAAAUCUCAGACCUGAGUUUUGCUUGCAAGACGUCGCGAUAUCACAACUACGCCAAGUUUGGCUGCUCAACUGAAUCAGAUUGCAGUAGUAAUACCCAAUUCAAAGCGGGCCUUAUUACAAUCGAGGGUUUGUUUCAUCAUCAUUAUGAACUAAAGGUGUGCCACACCAGCUUUGGCCGUUUCCUAUAUAAUGAAAUGGAUAAUUUGCAAUUCAUUUCAAUUGAGCAUCCAAACAGCUCCAUUAGUUACUAAGAUGGCGGUUUUAGAAGGAAUUUGAACGAUUUGAUGUGGGAAAUCGAUUGGGUUUGCAUAUCAACUUAUGAUUUGUAGUGUGCACCAUUUGGAGAUGAUGUUUGAUUGUUUCUCUUGACUUUAUGAUACCUUCCCAAAAGAAGAGAGAGCAAGGCCAGAUGAAUGGUUCUGUGUAAUGUGCUUCUUAAAGAUGUAUUCCAAUCCUAUCGCCGGGCAUGUAAGUUACUCAUCCCAGAUGAAUGUUUCUUUGUAAUGUGCUUCUUAAAGAUGUAUUCCGAUCCUAUCGCUGGGCAUGUAAGUUACUCAUCCUAAUGUUGUAUUUUUUCCCCUGCUAUUAUUUUUUAUGCAUGCUUUUGUUGUGCUUGA
Magnolia sinica is the source of this 2616-nucleotide messenger RNA. RefSeq names its product protein NUCLEAR FUSION DEFECTIVE 4-like. Gene Ontology annotation, cellular component: membrane. The transcript is spliced from 3 exons. NCBI's taxonomy places the organism in Eukaryota, Viridiplantae, Streptophyta, Magnoliopsida, Magnoliales, Magnoliaceae. Bases 224 to 2014 code for a protein of 596 amino acids. The record is from RefSeq and is a predicted model, not a curated record.